UAUUGCUUCUUUGUUGCUGCAUUGUCAUGGGAGGGCUGCUUCCCUGAAAGCUCCUUUUCAAGCAGAGAGUCCUACCAAAGUUGCAAAGAAGAGAAGUCCUGCAGAUACCCGUGAGUGUAACCAUGGCCCAGGUGCAGUAUGACUGUUCCACGGGGAAUCAUCCAAACAUCACCAAUUCAACAGCCUCCCCCGUGGAACAUGAGCAAAUUCAACUCCUGUUGCACGUCUGCAAGGAAGCUAAGAAAUCUGCUUACUGUCCAUAUAGUCGCUUCCCUGUGGGAGCGGCGCUACUGACAUGUGAUGGGAAGAUCUUCUCUGGCUGCAAUGUAGAAAAUGCCUGCUACCCCCUGGGGAUAUGUGCUGAACGCACCGCCAUUCAGAAAGCUGUGUCAGAAGGGUAUGUGAAUUUCAGAGCCAUGGCCAUUGCUAGCAACACUGAAGAGGACUUCAUCGUGCCCUGUGGGGCCUGCAGACAAGUAAUGAGAGAGUUCAAUAGAGACUGGGACAUUUACAUGACAAAGCCAGAUGGGACCUAUAUAGUCAAGACUCUUCAAGAGCUCCUGCCCCUGUCAUUUGGACCAGAAGAUCUGAAGAAGUUCUGAAGGGUAUGUGGAGCGUGUGAUCUGCAAUGGCCCUAAAGAACCUCCAGACAAUCUUACGCUUUCUGUCUUCAGGACGAGAUUUAUUUCAGAUACUUCCCAAUUCUGUCUCCUAGAGAAUGUCAUUUAACUUCUGUAAGCCUCAGGGAACUCUAAUGAAAAUAAUUUCCAUUUAUACUAGGCCUGGGGAAGGGGUGGCAAGAACCAGAUCUGCCUCAUUGUGAAUCAGCCAAUCCCAAACGUUCACAAGUUCGGUUUAGCAGACAUGGCAGUAUGAUGUCAUGAUUAGAGCAGGUUGGGAAUUUGUCAACGAAACAUUUUGCAUGGGAAAACUCCAGUUCAUCGAAACAGUCUGAGCUAGUCACAUGACCACUCUGUGCCUCAGUUUCCUCACCUGAAUAACGAUGCAUUAACCUUUUUCACAAAGUGCUUUGAGAUGCUUGGGUGAGAAAUGCUUUUAUAGUGCUAAAUAUUAUUAUUGCUCAUAUUAAUGCAGUUACUCCAGCUUUAUACUGGUUUAACUGAGACCAGAAUCUGGCCUAAGAGUCUCAUAUAAGGUCAGAAUGUAAGUUCUAAUAUACUAGAGGGUCCAAAUUAUUCUGAAACAUAUUACUCAAACACAAUGGGCCAAGUGCACCUUCUCCCCCCACAUCUUCCCACAUCAAGCUAUAUGCUGUACAUUUAUUUACUAGUGAUUAGAGAACAACCAAAUUAAAGAUUCACUGAGUUCUGGUUUGGCUCCAGAUCUCAUUUUAUGCAAACCUCUAAAGUUCCAACGGAGGAGAAUUUAACACAUAGUUUUAAUUCUGGCCCAUCACUACUUGUUGAUCAAAAUUGCACAGAUCAAUAAAUCAUACAAAUGCAGGAAUUCCAUAAUGUAAAUAGAUAUUUGUAAAGAUAAGAAGAAAAACUAAAUAGAAGAGAAACUAAAGGUUUAAUAAAUCCAAAGUAGACUCUCUUGUUCAUUUAUGAAGCAGGUUAUUAGUAAGCAACAGUCUAUAGUAAAAUGUAUCAGAGGGGUAGCCGUGUUAGUCUGGAUCUGUAAAAGCAGCAAAGAAUCCUGUAGCACCUUACAGACUAACAGACAUUUUGGAGCGGGGCAUAGUUUGACUCCUUCCAUGCUCGGGCCUCAUGGAAGGCAGGUGACCGGUUUUCGAAAGGCACCGUGACAUCUACCAGGACCUUCUUCUUUGCAUCUGACGAAGUGGGUAUUCGCCCACGAAAGCUCAUGCUCCAAAAUGUCUGUUAGUCUAUAAGGUGCUACAGGAUUCUUUGCUGCUUUUAUAGUAAAAUGGGCAUUUUAGAUUAUGCUGUUUAUUGUCACUUAAUUUUCCACAUUUUUUGACCAUCCUCUUCUUUGUUACCCUGAUUUUUCUUGAUUUAUUUUUUUCUGUGUGAGAGAAUGGAUGAGAAAGGGAAUGUAGUGGUGAGAACUGGACAAUACUCUAACAGUUCAGUCUCCAGAGUAAUAUGAUGUUAU
This is a messenger RNA of Chelonoidis abingdonii (Abingdon island giant tortoise), 2079 nucleotides long. RefSeq names its product cytidine deaminase (gene CDA). Gene Ontology annotation, cellular component: cytosol. Gene Ontology annotation, molecular function: zinc ion binding; cytidine deaminase activity. NCBI's taxonomy places the organism in Eukaryota, Metazoa, Chordata, Testudines, Testudinidae. The record is from RefSeq and is a predicted model, not a curated record.